This is a messenger RNA of Eriocheir sinensis (Chinese mitten crab), 406 nucleotides long. RefSeq lists its product as uncharacterized. Lineage: Eukaryota; Metazoa; Arthropoda; Malacostraca; Decapoda; Varunidae. The transcript has 3 exons. The coding region runs from base 26 to 406 and encodes 126 amino acids. The record is from RefSeq and is a predicted model, not a curated record.
GGCUUUGUUCAACCAUAAACAAAGGAUGGCUGAACAACUAUGUCCCCUGGAUCUUUCAACUAAACCUCUUUCAGGUUUAGCCAUGAAGCUGCCUAAAAGUGCACCUUAUAACAUGCCGAAGACUGUUAUAAAGGUAUCAAUGAAGUCAAGAUCCCAUUCCUGCGAGCCACACAGUGACAAAAUAAAUGACCACAGGACAUAUCUCCCAAGCCAGCAUGUGGAGGUGGAGGUAAAUGUUGAAGAGCUAGCUCCACCUGAGGCCUCUGCUGCUACCCUUGAAACAGUCUAUCAACCUGAAGAAACUUUUCUCCCAAUUGAAGACCCGAAGCCCCAGGAGAUUAUUCUAAAUGUUGAGAACUCGGCAGAGGUCUUGCCUUGUGAUGGAUUAGUAGAUGUACUUUCCUAA